Molecule: messenger RNA, 1635 nt
Organism: Fibroporia radiculosa
Lineage: Eukaryota; Fungi; Basidiomycota; Agaricomycetes; Polyporales; Fibroporiaceae
Exons: 2
Coding region: 1-1635 (544 amino acids)
Molecular function (GO): protein binding
Source: RefSeq, a predicted model, not a curated record
AUGGCGAUGGACAUCAGUGUGUAUCGCCGCGAACCUACCGCCGAAGACGUGCUCUUUGCUAAUGCGCAAAUCAAGGAGCACGAGUCUGCCAUCAGCGCCAUCGAGGGGCACAUCGCGUCUCUACACGCCGAAAUCAAUGACCUGCGCCGCGAGCAGCGUCAGCACGAACAAACCAUUCGACACUGCAAAGGCAUAGCAACUCUCGCGCGGCGCAUUCCCGAAGAGCUGCUCAGCAAGAUCUUCGAGCACUGCGUCGAGGAUGGCUACACGCGCGCUCCCAUCAUCGUCUCGCACGUCUGCUCGGCCUGGCGCAAGGCGGCACUCGCCCCCCGCGUCUGGUCGCACGUCUAUGUGAACUGUGACGCAUUCGGUGGUCUUGCCCGCACGCGCUUCUGGCUUUCCAUGGUGCGCCAGGCGCCGUUGGACAUCACCGUGCUGUGUGGGUGGAACCCGAACUGGCAAGUGACGGACCUCAUGGACUUGCUCAUGCAGCACAUUGACCAGUGGAGGACACUCGUCAUCGAGUCGUCGACAUUCUCCCAGGUCUACCGCCUUUUGCUGCCCAUCGUGGAGGCGUCGGCCGCGGUGCCAAACCUACGGGAAGUCAGGGUGGAUAUUGCUGCGCCCUUUGAUGAGCCCGUCAAUGAAGACGAGGCUGACGUGCAGUCUCUUUCCCGAGCGUUUGCGCCGGAAAAGGCACCGCGGCUCUCCCGGGUGCAGUUUCGUUGCGACGUUGUGCCCCUCCUCCCCGUCUUCCCCUCACAUAUCACCGACCUCUCGCUCAGCGUCGGCAAUAGCCCCAUUCAACGGCCGCUUUCCGCAUCCUCGCUCAUGACCAUCCUCUCUGGCGUCCCUUCUCUGUACACGCUUGCGAUUCAAAUGCCACUUCUGUACGAGAGACCCUUUGUGCCCUCAGACGACCCCGCGCGCACGGUCUCGCUCCCGGUGCUGACUUCACUCACCCUCUACGGCCCCACGAAUCUGAAUGAAUUUUUGCCGCAUUUACAUACGCCCGUACUUCAGCGGUUGCAUCUGCGGUCUCUUGAGGACGCAGGAUACCGCCAGGAGCCGGUGGGACCUAGCCUUUUACGUUUCUUGGCCGAGAGCACGCCUCCGCUGGAGCUACUGGAAUUACACGAUAUCGAUCUGACACCUGGGGCUUUCGCUUCAGCGUUCAGGGCACUCCCCUAUUUGCGGGAACUACGUCUACACGAAUCAUCCAUUUCCGAUGCCACCGUGCAGCUAUUGCAUGGCGGGGGGGACGGGGAGGGUCUAUGCCCGCGCCUGACCCGUCUUGACCUGCGAUGGUGCGGCCAUCUGAACGGUCGCGCGCUCGUGGAGCUGGUCCAAAGCCGGAAAGUCGACGUCAAUCCUGAUGCUAUGGUUGUGGACGGCAGCACACCCAACGCUGAUCCGAUCAGCGAGGUCGCCGUGAUCCACUGCUGUUUUGUCAAGGAGCAGGACGUGCUCGACCUCGCGGCGAUGACGGUGUGUCGUCUGAUCAUGCGCGAAGAAGAUGAUUACUGUCGCUCCAUGGACUGUUGCACGAAUGUUCGUUACCGCAUUCGCUUGCGUCUGAAGCAUCUGCCACAUUCGUCUACUGGAUGGGCCUCUCGUUUUCGUCUGAUUAUUUAG